AUGAAGAAGGCACCCCCGCCUGCCAGCCAAGGGAGACAGAAGAAGAGCAGCCGUGGUCCAAGUGUGGACAGUGAACUGAGCCCUGUGGACAUCCGGGGGGGCUUCCUGGAGGAGGUGAUACCCACCCAAGGCAUAAGAGCUGGAGUGGAGGUGUCCUCCUGGAACCGGUGCCCCCGAUCGACCGGCAGCGUGGAGCUGGGCUCCCCCAGGCAGCCAAGGAGCCCAGCGGGCACGCUGACUCGCCUGGGCGUCUUUUCUGCUGAGCUGUCACUCAGGGUGUUCUCUGUUGUUGCGAUAUAUUAUUGCCACGGACACCACAUGUUAGACCUCAGUGUCAGCAAAACGAUCAAGGAAACUCAUUUAUUAUUAACUUGUGAUAAAUGUAAGACUGAUUGCUUCUCAGGAUCUGUGCUCGGGGCAAAGUGUGGCAGUAGCAAGUCACUCUUCAAGGCCUUCUCUUCCCCCCAGCCGCUGGGGGAGGGGUUGGCUCAAGGCCGACCUGGGAAGGAUGACCUGGGUAAUAGCAUCCUGGGCCUCCUCGGGUCAACCCCACACACGGAUGCCCGUGACCGCCUCCCAUCGCCACGACGAAUCCACCGCUCAGCAUCCUUGGACUGCCGCCCCUCCCACGGAGCACACACGGUUUUCGCCUUCCAGCAGUCCCCGGAGCAAGUCUGUCACUGUCUCACUCUACAGCCAGUGGAGGCGGAGCUUCCGCAUGCUAGCCAGGGCCUCACACCCAGACUCGGGCCUGUGGGCCCCGAGCUGCGCAGCCUUACCAAGCCUGUGUGUCCUGAGGGCCUCUGUGGACCAGCCCUGCCCUGUGCACACCCGGCCUUCGUGGAGCUCAUGCUGGAGAUGCGCACGAGCGGCCUGGAGGUUGACAAGACUCAGCAGGGCUGGCGGGUGUGA
Messenger RNA from Rangifer tarandus platyrhynchus (Svalbard reindeer), 912 nucleotides. Lineage: Eukaryota; Metazoa; Chordata; Mammalia; Artiodactyla; Cervidae. The record is from the annotation of a GenBank genome assembly.